Messenger RNA from Cydia strobilella, 3291 nucleotides. RefSeq names its product DNA replication licensing factor Mcm7 (gene Mcm7). Gene Ontology annotation, cellular component: MCM complex; nucleus. NCBI's taxonomy places the organism in Eukaryota, Metazoa, Arthropoda, Insecta, Lepidoptera, Tortricidae. Gene Ontology annotation, biological process: DNA strand elongation involved in DNA replication; double-strand break repair via break-induced replication; DNA replication. Gene Ontology annotation, molecular function: ATP hydrolysis activity; ATP binding; single-stranded DNA helicase activity. The transcript is spliced from 16 exons. The record is from RefSeq and is a predicted model, not a curated record. The coding region runs from base 118 to 2277 and encodes 719 amino acids.
UAUACAACUGUCAUCACAAUAACUAUUACAAGUACUAGUACAACUGGCUUGUUGGGCAUUUCUUCCGGCUACAUACUUCAAAUCUAUUAAUAAAACGUUAAUUAUCUCAAGAUUACAAUGGCUAUGCGAGAUUACGCUGCAGACAAAGAAACACUGAAGAACUUCUUCGUGGAUUUCUGCCAGACUGAUGACGAGGGGCAUAAGCACUUUAAAUAUGCUGAACAACUCACUAGAGUCGCUCACAGGGAACAGGUGGCAUUUACUGUGGAGCUGGAUGACUUGCAUGAAACAAAUGAGGAUCUGGCUGAGGCGGUGCGCCAGAACACGCGUCGAUACACGAGCAUGGUGUCGGACGUAGUGUACGAGAUGCUACCUGACUACAAACACACGGAGGUUACUGCUAAAGAUGCAUUAGAUGUAUAUAUUGAGCAUCGCAUUGUGCUGGAGGCACGGAACCACCGGAUCCCAGGGGAGAUGAGGGAUCCCAGGAAUCGGUACCCUCCAGAGCUCAUCAGACGAUUUGAAGUGUACUUCAAAGAUCUGUCCAGUGCCAAGUCUGUACCAAUUAGAGAAGUCAAGGCUGAACAUAUUGGCAAAUUGACAACAGUAAGGGGCAUAGUGACGCGUUGCACGGAAGUGAAGCCGCUGCUAAUGGUGGCCACGUACUCAUGCGGCGCGUGCGGCGCCGAGACCUACCAGCCGGUGCGCGCGCUGCACUUCACGCCGCCGCCCGCCUGCGCCGCCGACGCCUGCCGCCUCAACAACGCCGCCGGACAGCUGCACCUACAGACGCGCGGCUCGCGCUUCCAGAAGUUCCAGGAGAUCAAGAUACAGGAACAUUCGGAUCAAGUGCCGGUGGGGCACAUCCCGCGGCAGCUGGCGGUGUACUGCCGCGGCGACCAGUGCCGGCGAGCGCAGCCCGGCGACCACGUGGCGGUUACCGGCGUCUUCCUGCCGCUGCUGGGCGCCGGCUUCCGCCAGAUCAUGCAGGGGCUGCUCUCCGACACCUACCUUGAGGCGCACGGAGUGUUGUGCGUGAACGCGAGCGACGAGUGCGAGAGCGCGGAGGCGCUGUCCGAGGAGGAGCUGGCUGAGCUGGCGGAGGAGCAGCUGUACGCGCGCAUGGCGCGCUCGCUGGCGCCCGAGAUCUACGGCCACGAGGACGUCAAGAAGGCGCUGCUGCUACUGCUGGUCGGCGGCGUCGACAGGCGGCCGAACGGUAUGAAGAUCCGCGGCAACAUCAACAUCUGCCUGAUGGGCGACCCGGGCGUGGCCAAGUCGCAGCUGCUCAACUACAUCGACCGUCUGGCGCCGCGCAGCCAGUACACCACCGGCCGCGGCUCCUCGGGCGUCGGCCUCACUGCUGCCGUCAUGAAGGAUCCGUUUACAGGCGAGAUGAUGCUGGAAGGCGGCGCGCUGGUGCUGGCCGACCAGGGCGUGUGCUGCAUCGACGAGUUCGACAAGAUGGCCGACGCCGACCGCACCGCCAUCCACGAGGUCAUGGAGCAGCAGACCAUUAGCAUCGCAAAGGCGGGUAUAAUGACGUGCCUGAACGCGCGCGUGUCGAUCCUGGCGGCCGCGAACCCCGCCUACGGCCGCUACAACCCCAAGCGCAGCGUCGAGCAGAACAUCCAGCUGCCCGCCGCGCUGCUGUCGCGGUUCGACCUGCUGUGGCUCAUCCGCGACCAGCCUAAUCGCGAGAAGGACCUGGAGCUAGCCAAGCACAUCACGUACGUGCACCAGCACGGCGCGCAGCCGGCGGCCGAGACGCGCGCGCUGCCCAUGCGCCUCGUGCGCCGCUACGUGGCGCUCGCGCGCCGCAAGCAGCCCGUCGUGCCGCGCCACCUCGCCGACUACAUCGUCUCGUCAUACGUGGAGCUGCGGCGGGAGGCACGCAACGCGCGUGACGUCACCUUCACCUCUGCAAGGAACUUGCUUGCAAUCUUGCGCCUCUCCACCGCUUUAGCCCGUCUCAGAUUGUCGGACGUAGUAGAAAAAGAAGAUGUUUCAGAAGCCAUUCGCCUCGUGGAGAUGUCUAAACAGUCACUACAGCACGUUGACGAAAAUUUCCAAAGGGGUAUCAGCUCGACGGACCGCAUCUUCGCGGUGGUGCGCGACCUGGCGGGCGCCAGCCAGACCGUGAAGAUCGCCGACGUCAUAGAGCGCUGCGUGGACAAGGGGUUCAAACCCGACCAGGUGGAUGCGUGCAUCGAGGAGUACGAGAAUCUGAACGUGUGGCAGGUCAACCAGGUGCGCACCAAGAUCACCUUCAUGUGACCUGCCACUCUUUACUGUCUAAUGUUACCUUAACACUACCUUUUAUAUUACCAACUAAGUUAUUUUAGUUGCAUUUACAUUGUCCACGAUUUUUGGUCUUACAUUAUUUUAAUUAAGAAGUGUAAACAUUAUGUACUCGUUUAAAUGUAUUACUUAUCAUUAUUAAAAUAUGAAACAUCAUCUAGUGCCUGCAGUCGUUAACAACGCAUAAUAUAAACAAAAGCCAUCCAUCACCUCACAUUAUCUGGACAAAUAGAAAUGCAACCAGAAUAAUUAUGACUUUUUUAGUUUUGUAGAGAUCAUCAUCAUUUUACGGAUUUCUACCUCUAGCCUCCGAGCAACACCGGGAAGGUAGACGGCAUUCGUACUAUUUCCCCUCUACCGAAGCAUAUAAGUACAACUGUACAGUCGCCAUCAGAUAUAUCGGAGCGGCCGAGGUGCUCAAAAAUAUCUGAACACGCACUCUAACGCCUUGACAAUAGAGGCGUGUUCAGAUAUUUGUGAGCACCUCGGGCGCUCCGAUAUAUCUGAUGGCGACUGUACCUAUGGCGGUGCGUGUUGUGACUCGUCCGUAAGCAAAAAGAGAUCGAGGUGUGCAAGAUUUGUCUUUGACGUGUGUCAUUUUCUAUGCAUUUGUGUCGUCAUUACAUAUUGGAUAUUGCAUGUAGUGAGUGAGAAGUACGACUGUGUUCACGUUCCCCCCCGCAAAAAAUGGCAGAAUAAUUUGUACACUAAGAUAUCGCUUGGGCUCCUCCCUUCGGAUAUGUCGGAAACCGGUGUUACUGGAAGCCUCUAGCCGCCCCGCCCGGCCAUCAUAACUUGCCAAGACAAAUGCAGUUUUGAAUGUAAUGAGACUAAUGAGACCUUUUUAUAGCCCUCUGGGCGGCUAGAGGUUGGUUUUGUUUUAAUUCAUUAACAAUUUGUAAUGUUCAUAUUUAACUAUGACAGCUACACUUAAAAUGAAGAUGUAUUUACUUUUGAUGUUUUAUCACGUCAAUUUGUCAUAAUUCCAUU